UUUAUCGCCAGUUGAUUUCAGUUGGAAGACUCAUUACUGCUCGUUGAUAUUACUCCGCCGAACCGGAAAGGUGGGCUGUUUACGUUGGUUUGAAGUCUUGUACCGUGACUUGAGCACCUCGGAUUAGGGAAAAUCAUUGAAAAUGGAAUAUGAAAGGUGGCUUCUGGAGGACGCACUCGAUUUUGAGUUUGACGGCAGAGGAUAUCGGUAUGAACCAGAAUACACCCAAGAGGAGCUACGUGAGAUGGAGGCUAGGGCUACGGAGGCGCCUGAAGCUCCGGCUGAAGCGGUCCCCAGGAUCGCGGGAAAUUGGUGGUGUGCCUGUGGGAAGUGCAGGCAGAUGCCGACGGAGCACGAAAGUAGGUGCUGCACGGAGUGGGACCUUGUCGUCACAGCUGGUAUGGCCAACCUCAAUGUCUCGGUCGACGAGACUGUGUCGCCCUGCAUCUCUCUAAAUGAAGUGCGCCAUCUCCUAAAUAAAACCGUGCUGGAUACUUUCUUCUGGGUCCCUAAAAUUAACUGGAAGAAACGCCCCACACCCGAAGGACCGAAUGGCCAACUGUCAGAUAGUCAAUACCGACUUGUGGCUUAUCGAGUCAUUCUGGAGUGGGCCCUCAAAGGUCAACCACUGGGACGAGGAAAUCGCCUUGCAUUACCCAGUUGCGUGGUGUGGGCUGUUAGGGAUGCGUUCCCAUCCCCCACUGGACAGUAUGCUGGGUUUAAACCCUGUGAAAUAGAGGAAUUAUUCUGAAAUCAUUUUUUUUAUUCUUCUUUUUUUUAUUCUUCUUAUUCCAAUCUAUCUAUAUGUAUAUGUAUAUCCGUCAUUUCAUAUAUGAUAUAUUUAUCCACAAUGCCGUAUGUGUGUAUGUAUGUGUAUGUAUGUAUAUAUGUGUAUGUGUGUAUAUGUAUAUGCAUGUGUAUAUGUAUAUAUGUUUAUUUAUGUUUACAUUUAUUUAUUUAUAUUUAUAUUAAUCCUCUAUACAGUUCUCUACAUUUAUCUUUUAUUUUACUUGA
Messenger RNA from Gadus chalcogrammus (walleye pollock), 1014 nucleotides. Its product is annotated as P2X purinoceptor 7-like. The transcript has 2 exons. Bases 143 to 751 code for a protein of 202 amino acids. Lineage: Eukaryota; Metazoa; Chordata; Actinopteri; Gadiformes; Gadidae. The record is from RefSeq and is a predicted model, not a curated record.